AUGAGCGUCGCCUACGAGCCCCGGAGCUUCAUGCACGAGGGCACAUACCCCCCCAUCGGAGAUGAGCACGACCACGGCGCCGACCACCGGUACACGGACAGCGAUGUGGCCGAGCACCUGAGCCACUACACAGCUGGGGCGGCCGGCAUGCUCCCGGAUGACCGGGACGGCAUCAUGGGCGAUCACGACGACCAGAGCGGCAUCAUGGGCGACCACAACACCGGCGUCGUCGACGACGACCCGUCGAGGCUGGACCUCGACCCCACAGGCUUCUCAUCGCCCAUACAGCUCCCUAUGCAGACGACGACGAUGCAGGAGCCCCCUCAAGGGAUGCACGACGACGCCAACGACGUGCCUGACAACGACAGCAGCAACAACGUGUUGACGGUCAAGCCCGAAUCUCCUAUGACGGUGGCCAUGGGUGGCGGCGGGGACUCGCCGCAGCCCCCGUCGUCGUCUUCGCGCUCAAAGACCAUGUCGAAACCCGACCGCGAAGCCGUCAAGCAGGCCGACGGCAAGUUCCACUGCCCCCUACACGACUGCAAGGAAGAAGUGCGCUCCUUUUCGCGCAAGUGCGAGUGGAAGUAUGUUUACGUCCCGUCCGACCCAAUCCCCCUGCCCCCAUCCCACGCUAACGACUGGUGCUUCCCCAGCAAACACAUGGACAAGCACGAGCGACCGUACCGAUGCCUCGUCGAAGGCUGCGAGAGCCUCCCCGGCUUCACCUACUCGGGUGGCCUACUACGACACGAGCGUGAAGUCCACGGCAAACAUGGCGGCCCGAAGAAGACGGUCAACUGCCCCCAUACCAACUGCAAGCGCCACACGGGCAAGGGCUUCUCCCGUCUCGAGAACCUAAACGAGCACCUCCGACGCGUCCACACCGCCAACAACCCCGGGGAGACACCCCCCGGCGGCAACAGUGUCACCAACGCCAUGCUCGGGGCCAUGGACUCUGCCGAGUCGCACGACGACAACGAGAGUGAGAAAUCGGGCGUGAAGCGCAAACGUCGGUCACGUGAAGACUCCGGCAGCGGCGGCGGCGACGUCUUCGGAGGUGCCGUCCCCGCCACCGACAUGGACGAGAUGAUGGUGCUGCGCGAAGAGAUCAAGCGCGUCCGCGAGGAGAAUGACAAGCUCAAGGCCGAGAUGGACCAGCAGUCGCAUCACUCUCUGGCCAUGAUGGCCCAGAUUGCCGAGCUGCAGGAUGCUCUACGCCACGGUCUGUCGCAUACUUCUCUCAAUGGGCCCACGGCUCAACUCAUUUAA
Molecule: messenger RNA, 1269 nt
Organism: Geosmithia morbida
Lineage: Eukaryota; Fungi; Ascomycota; Sordariomycetes; Hypocreales; Bionectriaceae
Product: BRLZ protein
Exons: 1
Coding region: 1-1269 (422 amino acids)
Source: RefSeq, a predicted model, not a curated record